AUGAACGAUCAACGUUUCAUUUUGAACCCCUUCGGGGAGCUCACGCUCACCGCUGAAGACCGCGCCAGGCUCGUGGAGAUCACCGAUGAGAUCAUCAUGGCCAAGUUCGAGGAGUACGAAGAGCACCUCAACAUCGGCAAGCAGGUGGGCCUCAAACGUUGGAAGAAAUUCGCCAAGUCGGGACCUACGACGACGUAUCUCGAGCGCAAGUCUUCGACUCCGAAUACUAAACUCCCCCAGCUGCUGAUGGUCGGGCCACUCCCUGGCACACUCGACGAGAACAUGUUUGGCAUCGUCAACCCGACGAUCGAGUCUAUGAGGAUCAAGUCAUCGUAUUUGAGUGACUUCAACGCUGCGGCUGUACUCGCCACGGUAGUUGAGCCCACUGUAGACGACCCGUUCCGAUCGGUGAUCGUCAAGUGGAUGGAGAUCGACAUCCCACUUGCGUCAAUUGGGCUCGUGCGCAAUCGGGACUAUGUCUACGUCGAGAGUACCGGUAUCCUUCAUCUUCAAAACGGUGAGCGUGUGGGCUACCACUUGUUCCACUCUGUAAACUUUCAAGAAGUCCACGAGUUACCGAACCGAGUACGUGGUAACAUGUCGUUCUGCGGUAUUUUCCACCAAGAGGGUCCGGAUAGAACGGACUGUCGCGGAACUGGUAUCAUGGACCCUGGUGGUGACAUGAUCCGGGCCAUGGCUGUCAUGGGCAUGGUACAAGCCACAAUGGCUGGCUUGAAGUACUCCUACUGUGGUCAGAUGAAGAAGUUAACGUGGUUACUGGAGCAGAAGCAAGGAGAAGCUCGUGAGAGAGGUACACCAGCCUUCAAGCCGUUCUGUGUGACGUGUAUGAAAGGAGUCAAAGCGUCGAAACUGGGUGGCGGAGUUGCGACUUGCAAGCUUUGCUUUGGAGCUGUGUGCAGCUCGUGCAAGAUUUCCAAGAAGCUGAGCUUUAUUGCCCCAGAUUUGAGUCUAACCCAGCGCAAGGUCACAUUUUGCGUCAAGUGCGUGGUCGAGGCGACACAAAUGGAUACACAAGAGGCGGCUCGAGAGCAAUUUGUAUUCAGGAAAAACGCCUCACCCCCGAUGUACGGAAUGUCUGCUGCGUCUGAUAUGAGUACAUGCUCGGAGAGCACGAUGACCUCGGUCACCGGGUAUUCUGGUCAUUCUGGCUAG
This is a messenger RNA of Phytophthora infestans T30-4, 1173 nucleotides long. RefSeq lists its product as uncharacterized. The coding region runs from base 1 to 1173 and encodes 390 amino acids. The record is from RefSeq and is a predicted model, not a curated record. Lineage: Eukaryota; Oomycota; Peronosporomycetes; Peronosporales; Peronosporaceae. The transcript has a single exon.